GGUACCACGGAUACGUUCUAUGUCAUCGCUAUGUUCGUGAGCGUUCGUGAGUGCCACCUAUAGGUACAAACGGUCCCUAGUUUUCCAAUACGUUGGGAAGUAACCACGUAAUAUGGCGGACGCUGCUCCAGCCGGUGGAAGAGGUUCAUUUCGCGGUGGAUUUGGGUCUCGUGGAGGUCGUGGGCAGAGAGGUCGCGGACGCGGCCGUGGACGUGGACGUGGAAGAGGAAAGGAAGCAGAAAAAGAAUGGAUCCCAAUAACCAAACUAGGUCGGCUUGUGCGGGAAGGGAAGAUUCGAACCCUGGAAGAUAUUUAUCUAUUCUCGCUGCCUAUUAAGGAAUUUGAGAUCGUUGAUUUCUUUAUUGGACCAACACUUAAAGAUGAGGUCUUGAAGAUCAUGCCAGUCCAGAAACAGACUCGUGCUGGACAGAGGACCAGGUUCAAGGCAUUUGUUGCUAUUGGCGACUCAAAUGGACAUAUUGGCUUGGGUGUGAAGUGUUCCAAAGAAGUGGCAACAGCAAUUAGAGGCGCAAUCAUUUUGGCCAAACUGUCAGUGGUACCUGUAAGACGCGGAUACUGGGGCAACAAGAUUGGCCGGCCUCACACUGUGCCCUGCAAGGUAACAGGCAAAUGUGGGUCAGUUCAGGUGCGCCUGAUUCCAGCUCCCCGUGGUACAGGCAUUGUGUCAGCACCUGUUCCCAAAAAGUUAUUGCAGAUGGCUGGUAUUGAAGAUUGCUAUACAUCAGCUAGAGGCUCGACGGGUACGCUUGGCAAUUUUGCCAAGGCAACAUAUGCAGCAAUUGCCAAGACAUAUGCAUACCUGACUCCUGACUUAUGGAAGGAGAUGCCACUGACAAAGCCUCCAUACCAAGAAUUUGCCGACUUCUUGGCCAAAACCCAUCGCCCUGUUGGGAGCCAGCGAGAAUCUUAAUGUGUCUUCUGGAGAAGUGUAUUUGGUUCUCUGCAUAGCUUAAUAAUAAAGAGACCACUGCGGAAAUGUA
This is a messenger RNA of Cryptotermes secundus, 1001 nucleotides long. RefSeq names its product 40S ribosomal protein S2 (gene RpS2). Gene Ontology annotation, molecular function: RNA binding; structural constituent of ribosome. The transcript has 6 exons. NCBI's taxonomy places the organism in Eukaryota, Metazoa, Arthropoda, Insecta, Blattodea, Kalotermitidae. Gene Ontology annotation, biological process: translation. Bases 113 to 931 code for a protein of 272 amino acids. The record is from RefSeq and is a predicted model, not a curated record. Gene Ontology annotation, cellular component: ribosome; cytosolic small ribosomal subunit.